This is a messenger RNA of Eremomyces bilateralis CBS 781.70, 1094 nucleotides long. RefSeq names its product signal recognition particle, SRP19 subunit. Gene Ontology annotation, cellular component: signal recognition particle, endoplasmic reticulum targeting. The record is from RefSeq and is a predicted model, not a curated record. Gene Ontology annotation, biological process: SRP-dependent cotranslational protein targeting to membrane, signal sequence recognition; SRP-dependent cotranslational protein targeting to membrane. Gene Ontology annotation, molecular function: 7S RNA binding. Lineage: Eukaryota; Fungi; Ascomycota; Dothideomycetes; Eremomycetales; Eremomycetaceae. The transcript has 2 exons. Bases 159 to 908 code for a protein of 249 amino acids.
ACUGGCGACUACAUAAUCCUAAUCUGCGCCUCCAUUGAAGGCAGAUACCAGGCUAGGCCCGCAUACUAUCUAGCCUUCAGAAAGACUUCAUCCCUCCCAUGGUGGUAUAACUUAGAAGACACCAUUCACCACCUCCGCCCAAAUAUCCCACCUCCACCAUGUCACAACACGCCCGCGUCGAGGAGAUCUCCGACUCCGACUCCGACCCAUCCGAAGGCGACAUCGAAAACCUCGCCGACAUCAUCACCCUCCCCACCCGACCCGCCCCCUCCUCCUCCCCCGCCGCCAACCCAACCCUCCUCUCCCCCUCCUCCCUCCCCACUCCCCGCACCUCCAACGCAUUCAAAGGCGCCCCCGCCGCCGAAGUCAAAACCUGGACCUGCCUAUACCCAAUCUACUUCGACGCGUCGCGGUCGCGGGGCGAGGGACGGAUGGUGGGGCGGGAGCACGCGGUGGCGAAUCCGCUAGCGAGGGAGAUCGCGGAGGGGGCGUUUCGGAUGGGGCUGCAGUGUGAGCUGGAGGCGCAGAAGUCGCAUCCGAAGGACUGGGCAAAUCCGGGGCGGGUGCGGGUGAAGUUUGAGGAUGGGGAUAAGGGGGUGAAGAAUAAACAUCAUCUCCUCCUCAAAAUCGCCGCGUGGCUGCAACAGAACCCCACGACCGACCGCACGCCAUUCAAGCUCCCGGUUCCAGGCGCCACGCCCAAGGAGCCCAACCCCGAGGUUCCGACACCUCGGGGGUGGAAGAUCAACAAAAUCUUACCGCUGCAUUCGCCAGCCGUUACGGGCGGCGGGGUGAGCGACAAUCUGUUCAAGGACAUGAUGGCGGAGAUGCAGGAGGGUGGGGGCAUAAUUCCGGGUGCGGCGGGGGGGAGUGGACAGAAGAAGAAGGAGAAGGGGAAGAAGAAGUGAGGGGAAUGGAAUUGGGAAAGGGAGACGUCCGGGACCACCCCGAACUACGUCAGCUAGGAGAGACGGCAAGCCUGCCAUCCAGUCUCGCAGACGGCAUGCAGAGUGCGGAAGCCCUGAUUGCCGCCUACUCCGGAUGAGCUAGAGGUUAAGAGAGAUAGUACCAACUCGGCAGGCAUGAGCGACGUU